AUGCUAAAAGCAUUAGCAAAGCUUAAAGUCUCCCAUAAAUUCUUUACGAUCUUUUGCGUACUAGCAAUAUUAUCAUUUUCACUAGUUUACUUGGCAAUAGAAUAUGGCGAUCUUCGAGAUUUAUUGUACUAUGAUGAAUAUGUAGAUCCAGAAAUUGCAUUUUCACAUGAUCAGCACUUUGAUGAGGAGGGCGAAAAAGUUAAGCCAAGAAUCAAAGAUAGGAAUGAAUGGCUUACAAAGUUUGUGGACCCGUUGAUUGGGACUGAGGAUGGUGGUAAUGUUUUCCCGGGUCCGUGCCUUCCUUUUGGUGUGGUAAAGGUUGGGUUUGAUAUUGAUAAUAGUGAAGAUAACAAUUCAGGGUAUAGUUCUCGUGGCAAUAUUACCGGAAUAAGCCAUUUGCAUCUGAGUGGGUCGAAAGGCAUUCCACAAUAUGGACUUAUAAGUCAGCUUCCGAUAGUUAGCCCGUCCAUAGAUGAUAUAAGCCUGAAUGAUUACGGAUCGUCUCGUUCUUUCGAGACUUUUAAA
Molecule: messenger RNA, 525 nt
Organism: Acaulospora morrowiae
Lineage: Eukaryota; Fungi; Glomeromycota; Glomeromycetes; Diversisporales; Acaulosporaceae
Source: the annotation of a GenBank genome assembly